Molecule: messenger RNA, 1290 nt
Organism: Xylona heveae TC161
Lineage: Eukaryota; Fungi; Ascomycota; Xylonomycetes; Xylonales; Xylonaceae
Product: transcription initiation factor IID, TAF10 subunit
Exons: 3
Coding region: 140-937 (265 amino acids)
Biological process (GO): transcription initiation at RNA polymerase II promoter
Cellular component (GO): nucleus; transcription factor TFIID complex; SAGA complex
Molecular function (GO): promoter-specific chromatin binding; RNA polymerase II general transcription initiation factor activity
Source: RefSeq, a predicted model, not a curated record
CGCGACCCUCUAUCAUUAGAACAGACCGUAAAACAUUGGUGCCGCGUCUUCAACGAAUAGCUCGUGCAACAUUGCUUCAGAUCGUAUUGCGUUUCAAAUACUACAUCUAUAUUGGUAAUUUGAUACUUAUACUGUCAAGAUGUCAGAUGCCAACGAGACUCUGGCAUCUGGUCCUGGUUCCGCGUCCACCGCCGCGCCGCAGGUCAAUCCUGUAUCACAACAUUCUGAACAGAAUGCUUCGGCAUCCUCCUCAGGCAGCAAUGCUAUGAAUUCUGAAAUCAAGAAAGAGGAGGGACAAGAGGAGGAAAAAGAUUUGGAUGCAUCCAUCGAUGCCGAUAUUGAUAUGGGUGGAACGUCAUCGCAGCCGAACGCGAUGAAUAUGGACGGAGCUGCGGAUGGUGAUGAUGAUGUGGACCCUGUCGCCCCGGCACCAGAUCCUCGUGUUCCUUCAAAGAAGGAUGCGACGCUUCGAGAAUUCCUUGGAAAGAUGGAUGACUACGCUCCGAUUAUUCCUGACGCUGUAACGAAUUAUUACCUCACAAAAGCUGGCCUUCCGCCACCACCGGAAACGUCCCCCCAACUCGCACGCCUUCUUGCUCUCGCAACCCAGAAGUUCAUCGCCGAUAUUGCCGCCGAUGCAUAUCAAUACUCUCGUAUCCGUUCAUCGAAUACGACCUCUAGCAAUCCCAUGGGAGGCUUGGGCGCAACGGGAGGGUUCCCUAUGCCCGGUCAGGCUGGUGGAGCCAGUGGUGCGCAAGGAGGAAAAGAUACAGCCGGAGGCCAGGGUAAAAGUGCAGUUCUGGGAAUGCAGCGACCUGGUUUCGGUGGAGGUGGUCAAGGAGGUGGCCAAGGAAGAACAGUGCUGACAAUGGAGGAUCUCGGUAUGGCAGUAGGAGAGUACGGCGUCAACGUGAGAAGAGGGGAAUUCUAUCGGUAAGGAUGGCUAGAAGCUGAUUUUGUCUUGCAUGUUUCCACCAUUUUUUUUGAGUGCGGCCAUCUUUCUCAGGUAAUAUCGGAUAUGGGACGGUUUACUUCUUUUAAAAAGAAAUUGCUGGGCGUAACGAGGCGUUGAGGCAAUAUCGCGGACACUGGGAAAGGCCGUAAAAGGGUCUAAUUAGAAGAAAUAACCGCUGCAUACGACCAGUCAUAUAAGGAGCAUUGGAAGUUCAACUUAAGAAAGGAAGAAAUGAUAGUUUUGUAUAAUUUAACCUUAAACGUGAACUUGAUAAACGAUAUAGAACGCCGAGCUUAUGCGAGUGUCCAACCAAACUUGUGCUGCACGGAUAUAUA